AUGCAUCUUGGAUUUGACAGCACCGUCUUUGACAAACAUGGCUCUGCCUUCCAAAAGAAGCUCAAACGCGAUUAUGUCACUCCGUCGCGUGCUAUCCAACGUCCUCAUGAUGACCGCGAUGAUUGCGAUGGGCCUAGUGGCAACCAGGGCUCUAAUAGCCAACAUGGAUGGAGACCAAGUUCCUCUAGUAGUCCUGAAAAUGGAGGGUGGAACAACAAUCGGGGCAACAGCUAUGACAACAACCGCGACCGCAACCGUGACCGCCAACAAGACCAAGGUUACGGCCGCACUUAUUGUGGAGGUCGUAAUGACCAGGCUGGUAUUGCUGCGCGUGUAGCCGCUCGUCCAUUUAUUGAUGAAGGCAAUCACCUCAAUCGCAUUGCCAACACCCACAUCCUAUCCCACCACUUUUUGCCUCCCUCUGCCCUCAACCGGGUCCUCCAGCGUCCCAACCCACCAUCGGUUCUACCAAAGGUGUUUCAACCGGGCUCUGCCCCACUCUGCGAUGUCUUUGCAUCACCACCGCAGGAGCCGCCGCUUAUUGCGGCUACUACCCUCGUUCCCAUCACUGAUGCACCGGGCGAGCUCCUCGACCACUUCGCGUCUCUUGUGGAUGCCGGCGACCUAGACUUCGCUGAAUUUCCUUCCACAGAGGUACUUAUUACCGAGCGUUUGCCCCUCUACCCACCACGUCCAUUGCUCCGAAUUCCUGCGAACCCAAACAAAGUGGAUCUUCCACUGUUCCCAUCCAGUGCCUUCUCGGCCACACGCAGCGAUAUCAUUACGCGGCGUCGGAAACUCCUAUCCAGGUGUUUUUCCAACUGCCCCCAAGAUGUGUGGAUGGUGUCCGUUCCCAUCCUCCAUUCCAAGUUGUUGGUGGACAAGGCGUUUUCGCCCUUUAUGCGGACCUACGCUACUGUGAAAGCGACCCCGGUGACCCGCCCCUACCCAUGUCGGUGA
Molecule: messenger RNA, 960 nt
Organism: Aphanomyces astaci
Lineage: Eukaryota; Oomycota; Saprolegniomycetes; Saprolegniales; Verrucalvaceae
Exons: 1
Coding region: 1-960 (319 amino acids)
Source: RefSeq, a predicted model, not a curated record